Messenger RNA from Chrysoperla carnea, 3089 nucleotides. It is a transcript of the gene mys, whose product is annotated as integrin beta-PS. The record is from RefSeq and is a predicted model, not a curated record. Gene Ontology annotation, cellular component: focal adhesion; cell surface; integrin complex. The transcript has 12 exons. Gene Ontology annotation, biological process: cell-matrix adhesion; integrin-mediated signaling pathway; cell migration. Gene Ontology annotation, molecular function: integrin binding. Bases 14 to 2548 code for a protein of 844 amino acids. Lineage: Eukaryota; Metazoa; Arthropoda; Insecta; Neuroptera; Chrysopidae.
CAUUGAUGUAUUAAUGAGAUAUGAUAUUAUAUACAAUUUGUCCAAAAUGAAGCCUUUUAUAUUUAUAAUUGUUGCCUUCCUAAGUGUAACAUAUGGCCAAAAAGCUGAAAAAUUAGUUUCACAAAACCCAUGUGCCUCAAAAACAACUUGUAGAGACUGUAUUCAGACACCAACAUGUGCCUGGUGUUUUCAACCUGACUUUGGUGAUCGUAAAAGAUGUUAUCAACCAUCUAUGAUUAGUUCAUUAACUGGUGGCUGUUCUGAAGAAUAUAUUUGGAAUCCAGAUAAUGAGUUACGCAUAUUAAUGCAAAAAGAAUUAACAAAAGCGAGUGGUGGAGUAGCAGGCGGCGGUGCAUCUGGAUCUUGGUCAUCGUCAGGAUCAUCUUGGUCAUCUAGUUCAUCAUCAUCAUCAAGUAGUAGUUCAUGGGGUUCAUCUUCAUCAAGUUCAUCUUCGUCUCAUGGAGAAAUUGUACAAAUUAGUCCACAACAUUUAAAUCUAAAACUUCGUAUAAAGGAAGAGUAUCGACUAAAAAUGCAUUAUUCACAAGCUGAAGAUUAUCCUGUUGAUUUAUAUUAUCUUAUGGAUUUGAGUAAAAGUAUGGAAGACGACAAAGAUAAAUUAUCAAUAUUAGGUGAUCUAUUAGCAGAAACAAUGCGAAAUAUUACAUCAAACUUCCGUCUAGGAUUUGGUAGUUUCGUGGAUAAAGUUGUUAUGCCUUACGUUAGUACUGUUCCUAGAAAUUUAAUAGAACCAUGUACAGGAUGUGCUGCACCAUACGGAUUUAAAAACGUGAUGAGAUUAUCCCAAGACACAAGUAAAUUUGCUGGUGAAGUUCGCAAUGCUUCAGUAUCAGGAAAUUUAGAUGCACCUGAAGGUGGUUUUGAUGCAAUUAUGCAAGCAGUUGUAUGUCGUAAAGAGAUUGGUUGGCGUGAAAAAGCUAGACGAUUACUCGUAUUCUCAACAGAUGCAGGUUUUCAUUAUGCUGGUGAUGGUAAAUUGGGUGGUAUUGUUAAACCAAAUGAUGGACUAUGUCAUUUAGAUCCACGUACUGGAUUAUAUACACACUCAAAUUAUCAAGAUUAUCCUAGUGUACCACAAAUUAAUUUAAAAGUUAAAGAAAAUGCAAUUAAUGUUAUUUUUGCUGUUACACGUGAACAAAUUGAUGUGUAUAAUAAUCUUAAAGAAUAUAUUGAGGGUGCGUCUAGUGGUAUUCUGUCCAAUGAUUCUUCCAAUGUUGUUGAUUUAGUUCGAGAAGAAUAUAGUAAAAUAUCAUCAGCCGUUGAAAUGAAAGAUAAUGCAACUGGUGCAAUAAAAAUAACAUACCAUUCAGAAUGUCUUGGCAACAAUGUAGAAGAAACAAACAAAUGUAACAAAUUAAAAGUGGGAGAUGUUGUUACAUUCACUGUUAAAAUAGAAAUACUUGAAUGCCCAAAAGAUCCACGCGAUUGGAAACAAGUAAUCCAAAUAUAUCCAGUUGGUAUCAAUGAAAGUCUUGUUAUAGAUCUAGAAAUGUUGUGUGAUUGUCCAUGUGAACAUCCUGGCCAUAUUGCAUAUAAAGAAGCUGCUGAAGAAUGUAACUAUGCUGGUACAUUAAAAUGUGGUGUUUGUGAAUGUGAUACGUUACAUUUUGGUCGUCAUUGUGAAUGUAAUGCAAAUAAUCUUAGCUCAGAUCGUGAUAGUAGUCAAGGAUGUCGUCCCGAUAACACAACUGAAAUUGAUUGUUCUGGGCGUGGUAAUUGUGUUUGUGGACAAUGUGAAUGCGAAAGUCGUACCAAUUUAGAUGAAAUCAUAUCUGGUACUUUCUGUGAAUGUGAUAAUUUUUCAUGCGAUCGAUAUAGAGGACUUUUGUGUUCUGGUUCGACACAUGGUACUUGCGUUUGUGGUAAAUGUGUAUGUGAACCAGAUUGGGGUGGUGGAGCAUGCGAUUGUCGAUUAUCAAAUGACACGUGUAUACCACCAGGUGGUGGAGAAAUUUGUUCGGGUCAUGGAAUAUGUGAAUGUGGAUCAUGUAAAUGUCAAGAUGGUGAAGAUGGACAUUAUUCUGGAAAAUAUUGCGAAAAGUGCCCAACUUGCCCAGAUCGAUGUCUCGAAUACAAAGAAUGUGUUCAAUGUCAGAUGUACAAAACGGGACCAUUGACUGAAGAAGAAUGUGCUAAUUGUACAUUCGUACCAGUGCCUUCUAAACAAAUCGAAGAUGAUGAAAAGAAAGGUGAAAUUUUAUGUGCAUAUUACGAUGAAGAAAAUUGUAGGUAUGCGUAUGUGUAUACCUAUGAUGAAAAUAAAGACGUUGUUGUUCGAGCGCAAGAAGAACGUGAAUGUCCUCCAAAGGUAUUUGUGUUGGGUAUUGUACUUGGUGUAAUUGCUGCUAUAGUUUUGAUGGGCUUAGCAAUGUUAUUAAUGUGGAAAGCUGUCACCACAAUUCAUGAUCGUCGUGAAUUUGCCAAAUUUGAAAAGGAACGUAUGAUGGCUAAAUGGGAUACGGGAGAAAAUCCUAUUUAUAAACAGGCAACAACUACAUUCAAAAAUCCAACAUAUGCUGGAAAAUGAGCAGCUAAUAGAAUUAAUAUUAAAAAAAAAAUGUAAAUAGAAUGUCGCACAUUCAGUAUAUUUCACGAAAGUGUUCACAAGUAUUUUAAAUUCUGAUUCAUCAUCAGUUUUUGAUAAUGUUUUUUAGAAAUUAUUGCCUUAUUAAAAUACGUUAAUUAGGAAUAAUUUUUUAAGGAAAUCAUUUUAUAUACAUCUGACUUUCAUCGCCAUGAAAGCAAAUAAAUAUGGAAGGUAAUCUCAAUCAUCUAAAAUAUUGAUUCCCUUGAAUGUGUUAUUCUUAAAAACAAAAAUUUUUAGAGUAAAUAUUAAAUUUACUUUUAGAAAAAUUAAUAGAUUUUUAACUACUCUUUAACUCUAGUAGUUAUGUAGAUUGUAAUGUUUUCGUAAUUUCGUAACAUUUUUGAUAUGAUUCUCAUUUUUAUUACUGACUUUUAAUUUUUACUCAUUUAUUAAUUAACUGUAUUUAUUUUAUUUGCGAAUCUGUGAACGGGACGAAAAUCAAUGAAAUCGCUAUUGCCAAAGUUUUUUACGCAAUAUUAGU